Molecule: messenger RNA, 654 nt
Organism: Sphenostylis stenocarpa
Lineage: Eukaryota; Viridiplantae; Streptophyta; Magnoliopsida; Fabales; Fabaceae
Source: the annotation of a GenBank genome assembly
AUGGAGGGUUCAGAUGCCAGUCUAGCAUCUGUGCUGGAGUCCCUGGAGUUCUGUUUGAAACUCCGUGGCUCUGAAGCAAGUGUGUUGGAAGAUUUAUUAAAGGCUAUUAAUCUUGUUUAUAUUAGACGAGAUCUUGUUCAAAGUGGUAAUGCCUUGUUGAAUCAUGCUGGCUUUGUUCAACAAGAAUAUGAAAGGACAACAAGUUUUUCUUUGAGUUUGGCUGCAGAACAGGAGAAAACUAUCAUGGAAAAAUGGUUGCCCGAGCUUAAGACUGCUAUUUUGAGUGCUCAACAGAGCUUGGAAGAUUGCAAAUAUGUCAGGGGAUUGCUUGAUGAGUGGUGGGAGCAACCAGCAUCAACAGUUGUUGACUGGGUAACAGUGGAUGGGCAAAAUGUAACUGCUUGGCAUAAUCAUGUGAAGCAGCUUCUUGCAUUUUAUGACAAGGAACUUUUCCUUGAGGUGCAGUGUGCCUUCUCUGAUAAUUAUAUUCUGGGAUGGAAAUAUGGCAGUGUUGUCUAUAUUGACAGACGAAGACCCCAAGAAAUAGGAUUGAAGACAUUUGGGCUUCAUUUACUUAAGUCUGGUUUGGUGUGGUGUAUACAAUUAGAACCGUUGAGGAAAGAAGCUCAAGUUGCCGAGGGGAUGCUAGUGUAG